AUGCGCUACGCGGACCCCUCGGUGAACAGGGACUUGCUGGGGAACCGAACUUUGCUCUUCAUCUUCAUCUGCGCCUUUGCCCUGGUGACUUUGCUGCAACAGAUCUUAUACGGCAGGAACUACAUCAAGAGAGGCCUCCAGUUUGGUUGGCAGAGUGGCGACCAGCUGGACAAUUGGACGGGGCUCUUUAAUGUCACGGACGACCCAGAGUUACCCGGCGGCAGUGACACCAGCUCCAGGUACUUUGAAUUUUACGAGGGCCCUUUAGAAUAUAACUCCACGAGAUGCCUGGAGCUGAGGAACGAGAUCUUGGAGGUGAAGGUGCUGUCCAUGGUGAAGCAGUCGGAGCUGUUCGACAGGUGGAGGAGCCUGCAGAUGUGCAAAUGGGCGCUGAACAUCUCUGAAGCCAACCAGUUCAAGUCCACUCUGUCCAGAUGCUGCAAUGCCCCCUCCUUCCUCUUCACCACCCAGAAGAACACGCCCCUGGGGACAAAGCUCAAGUACGAGGUGGACACCAGCGGCAUCUUCCACAUCAACCAGGAGAUCUUCCGCAUGUUUCCCAAGGACAUGCCCUACUACCGGUCCCAGUUUAAGAAGUGCGCAGUGGUGGGCAACGGAGGCAUCCUAAAGAACAGCCGCUGCGGGAGGGAGAUCAACAGCGCCGACUUCGUCUUCCGGUGCAACCUACCCCCCAUCUCAGAGAAGUACACCAUGGAUGUGGGGGUGAAGACGGACGUGGUCACCGUGAACCCCAGCAUCAUCACAGAGAGGUUCCACAAGCUGGAGAAGUGGCGGCGGCCCUUCUACCGCGUGCUGCAGGGCUACGAGAAUGCGUCCGUGCUGCUGCCCGCCUUCUACAACACGCGCAACACCGACGUGUCCAUCCGCGUCAAGUACGUGCUGGACGACUUCCAGGCGCCGCAGGCCGUCUACUACUUCCACCCGCAGUACCUGGUCAACGUGUCGCGCUACUGGCUCGGCCUGGGCGUGCGCGCCAAGCGCAUUAGCACCGGCCUCAUCCUGGUCACCGCCGCGCUGGAGCUCUGCGAGGAGGUGCAUCUGUUCGGCUUCUGGGCCUUCCCCAUGAACCCCGCAGGCCUCUACAUCACGCACCACUACUAUGACAACGUCAAGCCCCGGCCCGGCUUUCACGCCAUGCCCUCCGAGAUUUUCAAUUUCCUGCACCUGCACAGCCGCGGCAUCCUCCGCGUGCACACGGGCACCUGCAGCUGCUGCUGA
Pipistrellus nathusii (Nathusius's pipistrelle) is the source of this 1239-nucleotide messenger RNA. The record is from the annotation of a GenBank genome assembly. Lineage: Eukaryota; Metazoa; Chordata; Mammalia; Chiroptera; Vespertilionidae.